Messenger RNA from Drosophila persimilis, 328 nucleotides. Its product is annotated as cecropin-A2-like. The transcript is spliced from 2 exons. The record is from RefSeq and is a predicted model, not a curated record. NCBI's taxonomy places the organism in Eukaryota, Metazoa, Arthropoda, Insecta, Diptera, Drosophilidae. Gene Ontology annotation, biological process: defense response to Gram-positive bacterium; defense response to Gram-negative bacterium; antibacterial humoral response. The coding region runs from base 66 to 257 and encodes 63 amino acids. Gene Ontology annotation, cellular component: extracellular region.
CAGUCGGUCAGAUCCCACAGCAGCAGCCGCAGCUGUUAAUAAGGAAUAAUUUCAGAAAUCUCAUCAUGAACUACUACAAGCUCUUGGUUUUCGUUGCCCUCCACCUGGCCAUUAGCUUGGGAAAGUCCGAGGCCGGUUGGCUAAAGAAGAUCGGUAAGAAAAUUGAACGCGUUGGCCGGCACACUCGGGAUGCGACCAUUCAGGGUCUUGGAAUUGCACAACAAGCUGCAAAUGUGGAAGCCACAGCAAAAGGAUGAAGAGGAGCUAUAUUAAUCUUUAAUCAUUACCUAAGUGUAAUACACAAUAAAAUAAAAUAAUUUGAGCUGUA